Molecule: messenger RNA, 486 nt
Organism: Clonostachys solani
Lineage: Eukaryota; Fungi; Ascomycota; Sordariomycetes; Hypocreales; Bionectriaceae
Source: the annotation of a GenBank genome assembly
AUGGACAUUACUGUUGACGAAUCCGAACCAGAGGAUUCUAUCAACCGCUGGGUAAUGGACACAAUCUGUACCGGCGAGGAGCCUCUUGAAAUCCCACCGCAUUGGCAUAUGAAUCACCAAGAAUAUCUAAGCGUGGUAGAGGGUCGAGUUGAAAUAACUCUCAACGGUAAAACGACAAUUCUCAACGCCGGGGAUCCUGAUGUCCUUGUGCGACGUCGAGAUGUCCACAGCGUCAAGGGCUUCAAAGGCGAGAGCCUAAUCUUCCGAGAGAAACCCGACCCUGCUGGAGCUUACAAAGCGUUAUUCUUCAACGAUGUGUUUUCAAAGGGUGGAUUUGGAGGCAUAUGGCAUACUCUGAGAGCCUUCUAUGAUGGAGAUGCCUACCUUGCAUUGCCUUUGGGCGUACAGUUCAUCGAUCAAGCGUUCGUUUUUGUAUUGGGUGGUAUUGCACAUCUAUUCGUAUCAAAAAAGCCCGAAACAUUCUAG